This is a messenger RNA of Vespa velutina, 11690 nucleotides long. RefSeq names its product phosphatidylinositol 3-kinase regulatory subunit alpha (gene Pi3K21B). The coding region runs from base 3986 to 7876 and encodes 1296 amino acids. Gene Ontology annotation, cellular component: phosphatidylinositol 3-kinase complex. Gene Ontology annotation, molecular function: protein binding; 1-phosphatidylinositol-3-kinase regulator activity. Gene Ontology annotation, biological process: insulin receptor signaling pathway; phosphatidylinositol phosphate biosynthetic process. The transcript is spliced from 13 exons. The record is from RefSeq and is a predicted model, not a curated record. Lineage: Eukaryota; Metazoa; Arthropoda; Insecta; Hymenoptera; Vespidae.
GGAUUGAGGAAGGGUAAGAAGAGAAAGGCGAGGCACCGAGUCGAAUCGACACGGCCCUGGCUCGUAGCGUUAAAGGCCACGAGAAGGGCCGAGCGUCAGCGGAAAGGGCCGAAGUCGUGCGCCGACGAUCGAGCAGGAGGUUCGGCUCGUCGGCGAGAGAGCCGCCGUGACUGCCGCUGGCUCCGGCAAUGGCUAUUGACCGAACUUGGCAGACCGGCCGGUCAGCUGUGCACCGUGCCACUGUCGUCGUCGUUAUUAGAACAAAAGUGGAUAUAUUCCAUUAAAAAAAUACACGUCCUCUUAAGAGGUAUAUCACCUCGUUAUCUUUCUACGAAAAAGAAAUCGACCAGAAGUCGUUCAAGAGGAAAAGGAGGAGGAAGAGGAGAAGGUGGAGGAGGAGUAACCGUUGAGGAAGACGCUGAAUGUGAUCUUCCUUAAAACGAGAAGAUUAUCGUCCUCGGAUAUUAUAUUGGUAGCUCGUACGACCGAACGACAACUUUACGAGGAAGUAAAAAGAAUUCGAGUGCGAGACUUUCUUUUUCUUCUUUUCUCCCUUUUUUUCUUUUUCUUUUACCUUUUCUUUUCUUUUUUUUUUUUUUUUUUUUUUUUUCUGUUCAAAAAAUAAAACACAAAAGAAACGAAGAAAGAAAGAGACAGUCUGUGCGUCGUGAUCGUGACUACGAGAAUAGCCGAAGCUUCAUCGAAAGAGUUUGAAGACGGCGAGAACGACGACUUCGGAGCAGCCGCUGAGGAAAAGAGAUCGAGCGCAAGUAUAGCAUAAAAAGAGAGAUAGAUAGAUAGAGAGAGAGAGAAAGAGAGAGAGAGAGAGAGAGAGAGAGAGAGAGAGAGAGAGAGAGAGAGAGAGAGAGAGAGAGAGAGAUAGAGAUAGAUAGAGAGUGAGAGAGAGAGAGAGAGAGAAAGAAAGAAAGAGACAGAUAGACAGAGAAAGAUAGAGAGGCGAUCGUCAUUGCACAUACGAGCGAGUAACGACUGUGUGCACAGCUCGUGCGUGCAGGUGUGCGGGACAAAAAGUGCAUUGCCCAGUGGACUUUUCCAUCCGGUGGCUCACGAACUGUAUGUAGUCUUCGCGCCGGCGUUUUCGUCCACGAGACGAGAGAGCACGCGAACGACGAGAGGACGGUGACGAGAAACGACGUUCGAGGGAGGAGGAGGUGGAGGAGGAGGAGGAGGAAGGUGAAAAGUAGGGAGACACUCGUUCGGUAACCGCGCUCCUCUCGCGCCGGAAGGAGAAUCGUGGAGGUUCUGUUGGAGGAGUAGGAGGAGUAGGAGGAGGAGGAGGAGGAGGACGACGAAGAACGAAGAGAGUAGUAGGGGAUAUAUCGUAUCCCUCGUGUGGCCUCGUCGAAAAUCGAAGAACGACGACGGUGUGGAAUCGAUGUGGAUAGUCUCUCGAUUAUCGGCGAACGUUUUAACGAAGAAAAUUAAUAGAAGAGAGUGAUAAAAGAGACGGUAAAAAGCCAUCUAUUUCUUUUUUCUUUUUUUUUUUCUUCUUCUUCUUCUUCUUUUCCUUUCUAUUCUCUCUUUUUUUCUUUUUUUUUUCUUCUUACCCCCUCCCACCCCUUCCCCCAUCCCCCCCCCCCCUUUUCUUUUUUGCUACAACAUCUCUACGUGAAAACUUUAGACGUACGAAAAGAAGAGCACGGAGGAGAAAAGUGAAAGAGGGAGAUAUAAAAUUGUCCGACGUUGUGAGUUCUACAUUAUCGACGAGGUAGCGGAGGGAGAAGAAGGAAACGGAUUCGUCGGUAAAACAGUGUCACGCGCGCUGCCACGGAGGAAGGACGGAAGACGAACGGAGGCUUUUGUGGGAGCCGGUCGUAACCGAGACCAGUCGCGAAUACGCGCUUAACGUGAUAACGACUAGACUCGUCUUUGCGCGUGACUUUACUUUUUUUUCUUCUUUUUUGAAAUCUCAGUCCGAUCGAAUACUAAUAAUAAUAAUAAUAAUAAUAAGAAGAAGAAGAAGAAGAAAAAGAAGAGGAAGAAGAAGAUCGUUGAUCGUUCCUUCAUUUUUUUUUAUCACGCGAAGAAAAAAAGUGAAAAGAAAAAAAAAGGAAAAAGAAAAAAAAAGAAAGAAGAAGAAGAAGAAGAAGAAGAAGAUAAUAAGAGAAAAGAAGUGGCUAAAAGAAGAUUGGAUCGAAGGUCUUGCUUCGGGCACUUGAGUCGACGGAAACGAUAUAUUCUCUCGCCGGUUACACGGAAGCACGUUUCGUUUGAGGAAUUUGUCCGCUAGGCCAACGUGACCAAGGAAAUUUUAUAUACGCCGUUCGUAGUACAAGAAUACACGAGUGCAUAGAUAAAGAAAGAAAGAAAAGAAGGAAGGAAGGAAGGAAGGAAGGAAGGAAGGAAGGAAGUAAGGAAGGAAGAAAGAAAAGAAAAGAAAGGGAAGAAAGAAAAGGAAUAAAGAAAGAAAUCAGAGAAGAGAAAUAAAAAAACGGAAUCGUCCAAACUCGUCCGGUUUAUUUGUGAGGAGAGAAGAUUACUGGCGAUAGAUCGAUCUCUCCUCUCUAGUGGCAGAGCGAUCGCGUUCGCGUGGAGCAGCGUAUGAGAUCGAGAGGAACACGAGAAGAAGCGCCCUCGUCUCGUGGAGAUUCGUGCCGAUCGAAGAAGAAGAGAGAGCGAGUACAGAGAGAGAGAGAGAGAGAGGCAGAGAGAGAAAGAGAAAGAGAAAAGACGAUAAGAGAAGGAGAGGAUCCUUCGACGAUUUUGAAUCGCGUUCGAUAAGCCACGAGGAUCACUCUUUCUCUCUCUCUCUCUGUCUCUCUCUCUCUCUCUUUCUCUCUCUCUCUCUCUCUCUCUCUCCCUUGGUUUCUUGGCGCUACGUGUGUGCUCGUGGGACUACGUUGAAAAUCGCUCGGUGUCGUUGCUUGACGGAACCGGUUUCGUUCGGCUCGGCGAAUCUCGGCGUUUAUACAAAGGUCGUGUGUGCUCGCUCGUGAGAGAGCGGUAGGAGUGAGAUUUAUGGAAAACGAAUUUACACGAGGUCACACCCACGGGAGCGGCUCUCUUUCGUUCUCUCUCUCUCUCUCUCUCUCUCUCUCUCUCGUUCACUCUUUUUCUCUCUCUUCUCUUCUGUUCUCUUCUCUCUCUCUCGUUCUCUUUCUUUCCUCUUUCUACGUUGGUACGUCUAUUUCCACUUCUCUUUAUUAAUAAUAACGACGGCGCUAACGCAACGCCGACGGUAAAACGGCGGCGCCGUGCGACCGUGUGGGUGCCUUGAGAGGUAGAAUCGGCUGAGGUUGAAGGAACCGAAGGAAAAAAAGACGGAAGGAUAACGAGGACGGAGGUGUCCUUCGGAGCACGGAAAAGAACAAAAGAGAAUAGAGAGAGGGAGAGAGAGAGAGAGAGAGAGAGAGAGAAAGAAAGAAAGAAAGAAAGAGAGAAAGAGAGAGAGAGAGAGAGAGAGAGAGAGAGAGAGAGAGAAAUAUUAAACUUUGAGAAAGGAUCGACGUACUCUCUUGGUACAGCAGUGAUAUACCCGUCGGGAAGAAUCCAAAGAAGAUUUGUCUUGAAUCGUUAUGAGGCUGAUGUGUCCCUCGCUAGAAUCGAAAAAGAUACGAUCUCGUAAAGCAAGAAUGUUCGAAAGGAGAUGGACGUAGCACCGAUGGAUUACGUCGUAGUCUCUCGAACGGACUUACAACUUGCACUAUUUUUCAAGGAGAAAAGAAAACGAUAGGAGUGAGAGCGAGAUGGCCGAAUUCGAAGAAAGCAAAACUUUCCUGUUCGAGUGGAAAGAACGGAGAGAUUGCUUGCUUACGAUAGAGCUUUACGAGACCUAGUCCCUGCUGGUAUACUCUUCUAAUAGUUGCGAGGUGUUAAAGAAGAGGUUUGAAGAAAAAUAAGUGAAAGAGGAAAAAGAUAGGGGAGAGAGAGAAAGAGAGAGGAGGGUGAGAGAGAGAAAGAGAAAGAGAAAGAGAGAGAAAGAGAUAGAGAUAGAGAGCCUUGAUGAUCUCGAAUAACUUUGACGAUGAAGCGAGCGACGAGCGCAACCGCGGCCUGCGCCUCGCAGGUACAACAACCGGUGGCCGCUCUUCAGGGGAAGAUACAUGAUCUUCUCCUUAACCCAUUGAAUGCUCGUACGGAGGAAGAAGCGACGUUAUUCAAGGGUAUUGGCGGUGUGAAAUCGUCAGUUUCAGCGUCAUCGUCGUCUACGACGGUGACGUCGAAGGAUGAAGCAAAAGCAAAGUCCUCGGCCAUGCCACGGCUUUUGGCCGUUGAUUCGGACAAUUAUAUGCUUAGGAAAGGUGCGGGGACUAUUAACGGAGUCUCCUCGUCUAACGCAACAACGAUGACAGCCCCUACGACAACGACGUCGACAACGUCAUCGUCCAUCGAAGCCGUCGGCUGUUCUCGAGUAGCGCGAGCUUUUCUAGCAAACGCACCUACGAACGGCACUUAUACCGAUCUGCAAAUGCACUCGAUUCUUGGUUAUAACAAUAACGAGACGAGACAACAACAACAACAGCAGCAACAACAACAACAACAACAACAACAACAACAACAACAGCAGCAAUCAUACGAGCCGAGAAUCAAACCAACAGUAGCGACUUCUUCUAGCACGAAUCAAUUUACUGCACAGAGAUGGUUAGCGAGUCAUUUACAGGCCCAACCGCGUUGCCUGUUGAACAAUUCCAAUAAUGGCAACAACAAAUCGGAUUCUCCACAGCAGCAACAGUUUUUGCGUGCAUUUAAUGACGAGAAACGCGAGAACGAGACCGAGAUCGAUAACAGGUCGCGUUUACCCUGUUGUGCCCGAGUGUUUUCCUUUCAUCGAUAUGUCUGUAGGUGUAACGAUGCUGCUGCUGUUACCUCGCAGCAACAACAUCAAUUGAGUAAAGAAUCGUGGGAGAUCGAGAGCCCUGUCGUAGAUUCGAAUUGGAUUGAGAACGAUGCGAUUGUUGGAUCUAAUUCAUCCGUCGAUAAAGCUAUCCGCUCGUUAAAGGGCAAAAGCGCGUGUAGUACCCUCGAGGCGCGAACGUUCGCUGCCUCGAGGGUGCCUGCUGGUGGAAGAUUGUCCGCGUGUUGCUGCAUGUGUGCUUCGCUCUGUCCCGCAGACUGCCGCGCGUGCUUCCACAUCGUCUGCUCGGUCUACAGCGGACAGCACCUGUGCCAAUGGAGUAACAAGGGUCACGCGCUACCCGGCCAGAUUUUUUAUGAGGACAAGCCCGUCAGUGAAUGGACAUCGUUAGACGUACUCGAGUGGAUGUCAGCGUUAAAUCUCUACAGCUAUGCGGACAUUUUCAAAUCGAAGGAUAUUAAAGGUAGCGAUCUUCGUCAUCUGGAUCGAGAUAAACUCAUGCAUAUGGGUAUAAAAGAUGAGCUCGACCAGAAGAUCCUUUUGGUGUGUAUCGAGGAACUCUGCCAGACGUCGCCUCCCCUUUCGUUGCCUGGUAGCACAGAAGCGAACUCAUCUUCCACGACAACGAGCACGACUACGAGCACGACUACGGCGACGACGGCAACGACGGCGACGUUGACGGCAACGGCAUUGACAUCAGCUACGACCGGUAGUAGCUCCGUCAAUGCGAACUGCGCUAUCGGUCUCGCUCAUCCGGCCAACAAUACAACCAACGAUGGUCAUAAUCUUGUGUUGCAUAGCUUCAGUAUUUUGGAAAAGUGUGACAAGUGUCGUAAAUAUCUCAGGGGUCUUUUGCAUCAAGGCUUUCUCUGCCAAGAUUGCGGCCUGGUAGCCCACAGAACGUGCUCGGCGAUUGGUCUACCCAUAAGCUGCGUCCCCGCUGAGUCGAAAAACCGUAGCAAUAGAUACGCUUCCGUAUUUGGCCUCGCCCUGUGUUCACAAUUCGAAACAUCUACACGUUCCGCUCCGAUCUUGGUGGAAAGAUGUACGCGCGUACUCGAAGAAAAGGCAUGUGCGGACACGACCUUAGAUCUCUACAAAGUCUAUUGCAGUAAACCUAACGAGCAAACCCUUGAGUUACGACAAAACUUGGACGAAGACGUACGUAACGCUGAUUUGGAUCAUUACACUCCUCAAUGCAUUGCAAGCGUUUUGAAAAAGUUCCUGCAAGAAUUACCAGAUCCGGUAAUACCGGUACAAUUUUAUGACAGGUUCCUAGAGGCAUCAAAUAUGAGAAGCGACGAGCAGUGUGCUGCCCGUUUAGGACAACUUGUUACUGAACUUCCGGAACAUCAUAGGAGUACGUUGUUUCACUUGAUGGCUCACUUUUGUCGCAUAUGUCAAUUGCAACAUGGGAGGGGUUACACGGAACCACCCACUGUACUUGUCCAGGUGUUUCGUCAUAUAUUCAUUAGGCCACCUUGGGAACGAAUCAUACAAAUUAUACACAAUACAAAAGCUUAUAUAAGGAUAAUGGAACUACUGUUGCUGCACGUUGAUUGGAACGAAAGAUUGCCCGAAUUUGCGAGUGCUCCACAGUUACCACCACGGAAAUUUUCAAGGCCUCAGUUUCCUGUUCUAGAUCCAUUUCCAGUUCUCGAAGAAGAUAAUUCGACGGAAAGAACGGGAACUGCUGGUGACAGUGGCAAGGAUCAACAGUCUCACAGGCCACGAACACUACAGGAAGCCGAGUGGUAUUGGGGAGAUAUAACGAGAGACGAGGUCAAUGAAAAAAUGAUCGAUUCGCCUGAUGGCACUUUCCUAGUUCGUAAUGCGUCUUCCAAAGGAGGUGAAUAUACUCUGACGUUGCGUAAAGGUGGUACGAAUAAGCUCAUUAAGAUUUGUCAUCGAAAUGGAAAUUAUGGCUUUUCCGAGCCAUAUAAUUUUCAUUCGGUUAUCGAGUUGGUCGAUUACUAUAGGAAUUGUUCCUUGGCUCAAUAUAAUUCUACAUUGGACAUCAAGUUGUUAUAUCCCGUAUCACGAUUUCAACAAGAUGACGAGAUUGCGAGUACAACGGAUAUGUCAACGGUAAAACAAAAGUUUGCCGAAUUGAGCAAAGAAAUAGUUGAUACCUGUCGACAAUAUCAAGAUUGUUCAGAAUUGUAUAGUAAAACGGCUUACGAGGUCCAAUUAAAAAGACAAGCUCUGGAAGCUUUUUCAGAGGCAAUUAAGAUGUUCGAGGAUCAAAUGAAACUUCAGGAAAAGUUUCAAAAAGAAGCACAACCGCAUGAGAUAUCGACCUUAACUGAGAAUGCAGAGCUAUUGAAACGCAGAUUAAAAUCAUUAGAGGACAGUAAAGAACAAUUGGAUGAUAGUUUGAAGCAACGAAUUGCUUAUAAUAGAACUCUCGAAAGAGAAAUGCAUAAACUAAAGCCGGAGAUUAUUCAACUUGUGAGACAAAGGGACAAACAUUUUACAUGGUUGAAGAAAAAUGGCAUGACGGCAAAUAAAAUUAAUCAGUUAGUGCUAAAUCAUUCACUUACAAAUCCAUUAGUCGGCGAUUUAGUAUACGGAGAUCUUCCAGAAGUUGAUUUAGAAGUACAUACGGAUGAGAAGACAUGGCUUUACUUGGAAGGAUCACGUUCCGAUGCCGAUCGUAUUCUUGCUGGACGACCGGACGGUACAUUCUUGGUACGAAGAUCAAGAACCGGUCAAUAUGCCUUGUCGAUCAUGUGCAAUGGUACUGUAAAUCAUUGUAUCAUAUAUGCAACCGAACGAGGUUACGGAUUCGCCGAGCCUUAUAACAUUCACGAGAGCUUGAAACAUCUAGUGUUACAUUAUGCACAAAAUUCUCUGGAGGAGCAUAACGAAAGUCUGAACACGACAUUGGCUUAUCCGGCUUUUGCACCAUCAACGGCUCUGGCACAGUUACAGGCGCAGCAGAUACAACUGCAAAUGCAUAUGCCAGCGCAAAAUCAACUACAGUUUAAACGACCUCUCGAAAGCCAAUCACAAUUUACACGAAGUUUGGAAAAUCAACAUUUUAUAACACAUACGUAAUAUUUAUAUGUUUAUCAAUUUGGCCGAUAUUGUUUGAUAACUUCGGAUACUCGUGCGUGAUUCUACGUAUAAAUUGUUCGCGUUAAAAAGAACCGAACGAACGAGGAAAACGUACUUGUGAGUUUAUAUUCAUAUGUAUGAGAAACGAGAAAAAUACGAGGGGACUUGUAAUAUUGCGCCUUCCCGGGGGGAAGGAUUACAAAGAGGAUUGUUUUUCUUUUUACCAGAAUAUUUCGAAAUGUGAAUUAUGCUGAUAUCUUUAAGGCAUAGCGAUAGCGAUAAUAAUUGUCGAAGGUCCUAGUUGUAGAAGUACCUGUAGUCGUAGUAGUAAUGGUAAUAGUGGUGGUAGUAAGAGCGGAAAAAAAAAAUUCACGCAGCAGUAUGCGUUUUUAUUCUUUUUUGCUGCAUAUUAAAGCUCCUCUUAUACAUAAAUUGCUAACUGUUAGUAAUUAUUCUUUUAUAUAUCCCUUUUAGAAAUUAUAUAGUUAUUUCUUUUUUCUUUUUUCUGUUUCUUUUCUUCUUCUUCUUCUUUGUCGUUCGUCAGAACUUUAUCAUGCUAUGUUAAAUGAUUGUUUUUUAUUCUGAUUAUUAUGGGAAUCGAUUUAUGUCGAAUUAAAACUAUAGUUAGCAGAAUUUAACUGGGAGGAGCAUUAAUAAUAUUUCAAAUGAAACGACCAAACGAUUCAUUGUUAAUUACGCUGUUGCGUACUUUGCAUACGGAUUGAUAGACAGUGUCGGAUAUUAGAAUACACACACGAGUCUUCGUAAGAUCAAUAUUGAUACGUUUCAGUAAGCCGUAUUUUUCAAGAAAAAAUAAGUUUAAUGUAUUAACCUUGCCACAUCUAAAAGUCAAAUUUCUCUAUCGGAAACGUCGAUACGACCCGGGAGUAUAUUUGUAGUUUAACAACUAAAUCACUCUUCGCUCAAAUAAAUCACAAGUCCCGUUGGUAAUCAGGGUAGACAUAUUUCUCGUAAAUUUAAAUAUUAAUGUAAUUAUUAUAGCGACGAUUAAGGAACGUUUACGAAUAAUUUUCAAAAAUUAUAUUUUCUUAUAUGCCUGUGUUAUUAAUAUUUUACAUUUCAAUUUUUUUUUCUUUUUUUUUUUUUCUCUCUUUUUUUUUUUUUUGUUCAGUCACUUUUUGAACUUUGUCGAGUGAUUUAGAUUGUAUCGGUGGUUAAAUUUCUCGUUUGAAUCGGAUCUUAUGAACGAUAUCGAAGUUUAUAUCUAUAAACGAUAAACGUCGAUCUUCGAGUCUUGGAAAUUUCCAGCGUUUGUAUAGUCAUAAUAAACUCCGAGAAAUUAGUGAGAGAUUGUUCGCGAGAGAAUGAAACGAACACUUUUUAGUCGCGAAGUAUAGUUUUUAGCGCUUAGCCACCGAUAAAUAUAUAUAUAUAUAUAUAUAUAUAUAUAUAUAUAUAUAUAAAUAUAAAUAUAUAUGUGUAUAUAUUCGUUAUAUUUCGGUGCUUGUUACAACGAAAUUUCUUCGGAGGUGCAAGAGGUUUUUUAUAUAAUGUGUAGAUUAUAAGUAUUGUGCCAGGCCCACGUGGGUUAUGUACGAUUUUAAACAAGAAAACAAUAUUGUCUGUGAUUUCGGAUCAGUGAGAAAAAGAGAGAGAAAGAGAGAAAGAAAGAGAGAGAGAGAGAGAGAGAGAGAGAGAGAGAGAAAGAGAGAUAGAGAUAAUAUCGCGUUUAUCAUUUCAUUCGAUGUUACUCGUUAACUUUUGAUUUUAUCUUCUUUAAUUUUUUUUUUUUUUUUUUUUUUUUUGACCUUCUUUAUACUAUCGCUUUAAAGCUUACCCAUUACUAGGUUUUGUAAGGGAACACAAUCUCGUCAUUUAGCUUUCUCGCGUAUAUUUAGUAAAAUUGUUAUAAAAUUUUCUUAACAAUUGGCAUUUAUUAAAUAUCGAAAAAUUGUCAAACUUGCCAAACUUUUUCAAAAGGAGCCUCGGUAUAGAAUGGAAUUUUUAUUGCUCUUUUAUUUCAUGAUACGUGAAUUUAUCUUGUUAGAUAAUUCACUUGAAAAGCGAAUUACUCAAUCGCGUGUUAAAGAGAGCGAAAUAAUCGGAAAAGAAGCGAGGAACGAUCGAACGUCGUUUAGCUUGGCUCAUGAUUAAGAUAUGAGCGUGCCUUGAGAAAUCUUACAUUUACGGAGCGGUCAGUAAACGUAAGAGUGUAUUGAGGCUAUCCGCUAUACCUGUCAUAUCGAAUGCUAUCGACGAAUGAUCAAGUAUGCUCGCGAGUAUGAAUUCCGCAAAUGAUACGAUCGAAUGACUGUUAAUACAUACAACAUAAGGUUGUAAAUGAUAUAAAUUAUAACGGGUAACGUUCUAAUAAAUUAUUGUCAACUUAUUUUCACUCGAAUGCUCGAAAAUAUUGUUAUCAUCAUUCCGAUCUCUAGUACAAAAGGGGGCGAAAGGUGGUGACGCGUGUUUUCUUUAUUUCUUUACUUCUUUUUUUUUCUUUUUUUUUUUUCGUUUGUAUAAAUUCUUUUUUUUUUUUUUCUUUCUUAUUUUGCUUUGUACGAAAGGAUAACGAAUACGUGGAAAAGAAGAGAAGAAGAAGCAGUAGAAUGAAAAGGGCGGACGUAGUAUUUGCAAAAUGAAAGGCCCGUUGUUCAUCUUUUAAGGCUUCGAAUAACGUAGACGUUAGGUAGUUUAGGUCUUUUUUAUACAAAAAGGGAGAAAAAAAGAAAUAGGGAAUACGAGUCGUGGUGCCUCGAUAGGCUUGUAUUUCGUGAUCGUCUCAGUUGCGUGCUAGCACUGAGCUCGAUCGUUUGUUGCCGUGUCGUUGGAUCGUUUGUUUCGUAGACGGAUAUGAAAGAAAAAAAAAAAAAAAAAAAAAAAAAAAAAAAAAAAAAAAAAAAAAAAAAAAAAAAAAAAAAAAAAAAAAAAAAAAAAAAAAAAAUACUUUUGCUUUACACGCGUAUUACCAGCGUCGAUCGGUUUGCCCUUCUUUUUUUCUUUUUUUUUUUUUUUUUUUGCGAAUGAAAAGGGUUCACCUACUCCUAUCACCUUUCAUGUAUUUUGCAAUCGCAUAAGCGAUUUCUUUCUCUUAGAAUCUUUUUCUUAGGCAAGAAAUUCGAAAAAUCUUUCGAUUUUUUUAACGAACUCAUACUAUAAUCUGUCAUUUACGUUUUAAAUAAUUUUCAUGUGUACCAUAUUGGUAAAUAUAGAUUUUAUAACGCGAUGAUAUCCUGAAAAGAAAUAUUUUUCACAAGAAGUGUUUUUAUUGAACGAAGGAUUGAAUAUAAAUAAAACGCCUGUAGCGUUUCGUGCAUAUAUUUGUAUAAUUCGAUAUUCGAUUGAAUUAUUUGUGUUAUUCCCCCCCUUUUUUUUCUUUUUUUUUUCUUUUUUUUUUUCUUUUUUUUUUCAUUUUUAUCCUUAUUCUCUUUAAUUAAAAUCAGUGCUUUUUCUCGAACGGUGGGGAGAAAACCAUAUGAUUACAAAGUCCGGUUCGUUUCGAUGCGAUAUGAAUAAAAAGUUAAGUGUAAUCGAUGGUGAAAGAAUGUGUGAAGUAGUAAAAGAGAAAAAGAAAAAAUGAUACAAAAACCACACACAUAUACAUACAUACAUACAUACAUAUAUAUAUAUAUAUAAAUAUAUAUAUAUAUAUAUAUUUUACUUACUUUCAAGGCAGACCUUUAAUUGAUUAUUUAUAAUAUAUACAUGCAUAUAUAUUAUAUACAUUAUAUAUUAUAUCACGAUGCCGCGUUAAAUUCUCACGCGUGCACAUCCAUGAGUUUGGUGAUAAAAACAAAAAAAAAAAAAAAAAAAAAAAAAAAAAAAAAAAGAAAAAAUGCGAAUGCAUUCUUUU